This is a messenger RNA of Delphinapterus leucas (beluga whale), 2291 nucleotides long. RefSeq names its product U-box domain containing 5 (gene UBOX5). Lineage: Eukaryota; Metazoa; Chordata; Mammalia; Artiodactyla; Monodontidae. Gene Ontology annotation, cellular component: nucleus. Gene Ontology annotation, biological process: protein polyubiquitination. Gene Ontology annotation, molecular function: ubiquitin protein ligase binding; ubiquitin-ubiquitin ligase activity. The record is from RefSeq and is a predicted model, not a curated record.
UAGCAUGGCUGCCUUCCUCCGCCUGGCUCCCCUCCUCUAACUUCUGGACUGUAGUUUAAAACGAAGCUAUUCGGCCUUGCUCAGACCUGUACCUGGAAGGUGGAAAGGCUAUUUCUGAUGCUUGGAAGCUAUCCUUUCAGCCGUAAGGAUGGUAAUAAAUCUUUGUCUCCCACAGUUCAGACCAAGAAUUUACUGCAACAAGAUAUCAGCUGAUGGUUAUGAAGUAGAAAAUCUCAUCUCUGAAGACCUCACAAAGAGAAGUCAUGGUUUUAGGACAGAGUAUUUCAUUAAGCCACCAGUCUAUGUGACAGUUUCCUUUCCCUUCAAUGUGGAAAUCUGUAGGAUUAACAUAGACCUCACAGCUGGGGGAAGCCAGAAUGUCACUGGCCUGGAAAUGUAUACAUCUGCCUUGUCCAGCAGAGUGUCUUGGAAUACCCCCGAGUGCCAGACCCCAGGCCCAGAUGAGCCAUCCAUUCCGGAGAAAGAAGCGUUCACUUUGGUGGGCAAAGUCUUGUUGAAAAACCAGAGCCAAGUGGUGUUUAGCCACAGGGGCUUCAAAGCCAGGCCACCUUUUGGCCCGAUGGAAGCCACACUUCCCUCCCCUGCUGUUGUGGCCCAGGAGCUCUGGAAUAAAGGGGCUCUUUCUCUUAGUCAUGUGGCCCAUCUCAAGAUUUGUAUCACCCAUGUGACAGGCAGUGGUAUCCCUUGUAUCAAGCGGUUGGAAGUAUGGGGUCAGCCAGCCAAAACCUGCUCUCAGGAGGUGAUAGACAGUAUUUUGCUGGUUGCCUCAGAGAGCCUCCCUCAGGAGUUGUCUCUACAGGCCCCAGCCUUGCCCAUGGAGAGUGACUGUGAUCCUGGGGGCCAGUCUGAGGGCCAGCAGGCCCCCUCCAGCCUACUGGAGCUGGCUGAGGUAAUUCGGGAUGUACCUGAAGAGUUCCUGGAUCCCAUCACCCUGGAGAUCAUGCCUUACCCCAUGCUGCUGCCCUCAGGCAAGGUCAUUGACCAGAGCACGCUGGAGAAGUGUAACCGUAGUGAAGCCACAUGGGGCCGAGUGCCCAGUGACCCUUUCACAGGAGUAGCCUUUACUCCGCACUCCCAGCCCCUGCCUCACCCCUACUUGAAGGCCCGGAUCGACCAUUUCCUGCUCCAGCACUCCAUCCCUGGCUGCCACCUGCUUGGGAGAGCACAGACUGCAUUGGCAGUGACCCCUUCUUCCAUUGCUCUGCCCUCUCAGAAAAGGAAGAUGGAGCAGGGUGAACAUGCCCCAGACAGUAGCCUUGGCUUAAAUGCUUCCUGUUUUUCUACCACAAGCCUUCUGGUCUCACCCACUACCUCAGAGCACACUGCUAAGAAAAUGAAAGCUGCCAGUGAGCUCAUGGAUUGUUCAACAGGUCCAGUAUCCCAUGAGCAAAAGCUGUCGCAAAGCUUGGAAAUUGCCUUGACGUCAACCCUUGGCUGCAUGCCCUCCUUCACAGCUCGGCUGACCAGGGGACAGCUCCAGCACCUCAGCACAAGAGGGAGCAGUACUUCCUGGAGGCCAGGCUCCAGCUCGGAGCAGCCUGGGAGCAUCCUGGGCCCCGAGUGCACAUCCUGCAAAAGAGUGUUCUCUCCCUACUUCAAAAAGGAGCCCGUGUACCAGCUUCCCUGUGGCCAUCUCCUGUGCCGGCCCUGCCUGGGUGAGAAGCAACGCUCCCUGCCCAUGACAUGCAUAGCCUGCCAGCGGCCAUUUGCCAGCCAGGACGUUCUGCGGGUUCACUUCUGAGUGACUGACCUCAACCUGAGAAGACCCAUCGCUGGGAGGAGCUGAGGAGGAGCGAGUGGGGGGUCAAAGCUCCUGAGGUCUGGCCAGGUCCCAGGCACAGGGGGGCCCUGCUUUCUCGCGGGCUUUCCCUUUGUCUCCUCCCACAGCAUAGCACAUGGGCCUGCGGAGUGAGGGGUCAGGGAAGGGGCUCUCCACGCCUGCUCAAGUGGCAAUAGGAUAACAAAGCCAUAGUUUGAGCUGGGAGGGAUGGAGGAGAUGUCCCUGCCCUCCUGUGCCUCCCUGCCAGCACCCCCCUGCCAGAGCCCAGGGCCUGCUAGAGCCAGCCCCACCCUCUGAGGCCCCCCAGGUCGUCUGCACACACCCCUCAGCCUACAAGGCGGAUGUGAAUGUGGCUCGGGAUCUCAGAGAGAGCCUCCACCUUCAGUGUCACCCAAAAGUGGAGCAUGGCAAGGAUCUGUGGAGUAAAUGACUCAGCCCCUCUGACUGGCAAACCACUCCGAGCCUUAAUAAAGCAAUGGUUGACAUCCGC